AUGGCUGAACCCCAUUGCAAAGAUGCUGUUCCUGAUCUCACUGGAACCUGGGUAUUGAACCGAAGACUCUCAACUGAUCCAGAUGAAAUUAUGGUCCUGCAAGGCGUACCUUGGGUUAUCCGAAAGGUCUUACGACACGCCCGGCUUUCGUUGCAAAUGUGGCAGACCACAUCCCCAUCUGCUGAAAAGGAUACAUGCACAGAGGAAAAGCACGAUGAAAGUUCUGUUUUGGCCGAUAAUUCGAAGUCUGUCACAUCUCUUCGUGUAACACAGACUGUCAAUCCAGGUGGCUUUGACAGCGAAGGGAGUUAUUUCAUCGAUGGAAGCAAGCAAGACGCUUCGCUGCCUAUCUUCGGAGAUGUACAGAUGCAGCUUCAAUUUAUCGACAGAUCCGAGAUAGUGGAAGACACAAUCCGGGAAAUUGUGAAGGUGGCUAGCUUGAGCGACAAGGUCAUUCAGGAAUUAGCUCAUAAUACGACAAAGGGAUGGGAAGCGGAAGUUAUUUGGGGAUUUGAAGAGCUCGAGGGAAAGAGAUACCUCACUCGAAACAUCAGCACGACUAAGGAGGAGAAGAAGGUUAUUGCGAAGAUGGUGUACGAUGGUCCAAAAUAG
Molecule: messenger RNA, 612 nt
Organism: Penicillium vulpinum
Lineage: Eukaryota; Fungi; Ascomycota; Eurotiomycetes; Eurotiales; Aspergillaceae
Exons: 3
Coding region: 1-612 (203 amino acids)
Source: RefSeq, a predicted model, not a curated record